This is a messenger RNA of Solenopsis invicta (red fire ant), 1146 nucleotides long. RefSeq lists its product as uncharacterized. The transcript has 4 exons. Bases 11 to 1021 code for a protein of 336 amino acids. NCBI's taxonomy places the organism in Eukaryota, Metazoa, Arthropoda, Insecta, Hymenoptera, Formicidae. The record is from RefSeq and is a predicted model, not a curated record.
AAAUACAAAUAUGAACUAUGAGAGAAAGGAAAAUAUACCAGAUAAUUUAAAUCAACAACAGUCUGCGAUUAUCGAAGUAAUCCACGUCAAGCAAGAAGAAUUUAAUGUUAUUGAUUAUAAAGUACCCUGGAAUAAAGUUCCAAUUGAUAUGUUAAAGAUAUGUGAAGAAGGUGACGGAUCUUGUUCAAUGUUUCAUAAACUUCGAGAACGCUGCUGUUACAUGAAACGAAUAGAAAGCAAACAGAAAUCUACAGAAAAAUCGGAAACAAUUCAAAGUAAAAAACGGAAAUUUCAUAUAAUGGCAGGUUGUUCAAAUUAUCAAGAUUUACAUUCAACAAAUGCUAAACAUAUAAGAGCAGAACAUUAUGAUGAAGACUCAUUUGAAAAAAUGAUGGAAGAUGGUUAUAUAGAACAACGUAAAUUUUUGGAGAAUUUUCAAGAGCCACCCUCUUUGACUGAUAUACAAAAAGAAUUUCCAAUUCUUUUCAAAUUAGAAAGUAUUAUAUUUCAUUUCAAUAAACUUACAGGUAAAAAAUUAGAAAAAUUACCUAACAUUAUGAAAGAAAAGUCCACAAAAAUAGUGGAAUACGCUAUUCAAAAUAAAUAUUUAAAAUUGGAUAAUAAUGAAGAUUAUUGUAUUCAGUCAUUGAGAUUCUUUGCACUAUAUUUUAAAGAAGAUUUUGAAAAAAUGUAUUACAAAAUUGAGAAUGAAAAUACGAAUUUAAAUGAAAUAUUACAAAUGAAUGCUCCUUGUAUCGUGUCAAUUGGUAAUCAUUUUCAAGUUUUCGUAGAAAAGCAACUCUUUGGAAAAGAAUUCUCAACAUUCAUAGAAGCAUGGCAAUGUGCCUUCGGUAUAUAUUAUGUCAUGUGUCUCCAAUAUCCUGCUGAAUUGUCAAAUACUUUGGAAAUGGUGCAGCGAUAUUAUUUGAAAAUCAACCCUGAUCGAGGAUCUAAAGCAUCUAAGAAUAAAAAUAAAACGGCCCUGAAAGUUAUAAAAUUAAUAAUGAAGUUAAAUAAAUAGUUUCCUGACUUACAAUAUUAAGUUUUCAUAUAUUUUAUAUAUUUUGAAUUUGAUUGAAAAGAACGUUUCUCUUUCGAGUAUAGUUUAUUUUUAAUUUUUAAAGGCACUUUUAUUUUUAGAAAGAA